Molecule: messenger RNA, 1671 nt
Organism: Hyposmocoma kahamanoa
Lineage: Eukaryota; Metazoa; Arthropoda; Insecta; Lepidoptera; Cosmopterigidae
Product: sodium- and chloride-dependent glycine transporter 1-like
Exons: 12
Coding region: 1-1671 (556 amino acids)
Biological process (GO): sodium ion transmembrane transport
Cellular component (GO): membrane
Molecular function (GO): glycine transmembrane transporter activity
Source: RefSeq, a predicted model, not a curated record
AUGGCGGGAGCCCCACACGAGAAAUGGGGAAACCAGGUUGAAUAUUUGUUAUCAUGUUUGGGGUACGCUGUUGGUAUUGGAAAUCUUUGGAGAUUCCCAUAUUUGUGCUACAGGAAUGGUGGAGGAGCAUUUCUCAUACCAUAUUUUUUGACACUGGUAAUUUGCGGGAUUCCUCUGGUGUACUUGGAGACCACACUAGGACAGUUUGCUAGUGUAGGUUGCAUUUCAGUGUUCAACAUCAACCCCCUGUUUAAGGGUGCGGGUUAUGCUACCAUAAUACUAAAUGUAAUAGCGGUGACAUAUUUUGCAUCUAUAAUGGCCUAUCCUAUUCUGUACAUUUACCACUCUUUUAGCUCGCCUCUGCCUUGGCAAACAUGCGGGAAUUCAUGGAAUACCGAGAAGUGCACCGAGAUUACAGGGAAUUCCAGCAUUUUCAAUUCAAAUGGUUCGAUCACAACACCCGAAGAUGAAUUCUUUCAUAUUCGACUUUUAAACAUGUCUGAGGGAAUAAGCCACAUUGGAGGCAUCGUGUGGCCAGUUUUCUUUUGUAACGUGAUCUGCUGGAUUCUUGUUUAUCUCUGUAUAUGCAAUGGUGUCAAGAGCGUCGGAAAGAUCGUCUACUUCACUGUUUUAUUUCCAUACUUUGUACUUUGUGUUCUACUCGUUCGUGGACUUACCCUACAGGGUGCAUGGCAGGGAAUUCUUUUCUAUAUUCUACCGGAUUGGGGUUCACUAGCUAAACCAAAGGUGUGGGCUGAUGCUGCAACCCAAAUCUUCUACUCUUUAGGUCCUGGCUGGGGAGGUUUGGUCAGCAUGGCCAGCUUCAAUAGGUUUCAUUAUAACAAUUUGAAGUCCUCAAUAAUAAUACCGCUUGUAAACAGUGGUACCAGUAUCUGGGCAGGGUUUGUGGUGUUUUCAGUCCUCGGAUUUGCUGCCGAGCGAGCUGGAGUGCCAGUCGGCCAGGUGGCCACGGCUGGACCAGGAUUGGCUUUUGUUACUUACCCAGCUGCGGUUGCAAUGAUGCCUGCACCCAAUUUUUGGGCAAUCACUUUCUUUGUUAUGUUGUUUUUCCUCGGUAUCGAUACUAUGUUCGUGACCAUCGAAGCAGUGAUAGCAGGGAUAUUAGACGAAUUCCCAAAGCUGCGUGUUCGUAAAAGGUGGAUAACCCUCCUAACCUGUGUAGUAUUAUUUCUACUAUCAAUAAUCUGUAAUACUGAGGGCGGUCUCCAUGUCUUAGGGCUUCUAGACGCACACGUGGCAAUAGCGUGUGUUCCUUUGGUAUGCCUUUUGGAGUUAGUGGGUGCCGUUUAUACGUAUGGAGCGAAGAAACUGAGCGCAGAUAUAGAGUUUAUGACUGGUCAUCCGCUUAAGCCGUUUUGGCUCAUUUUAUGGAGAUAUAUCUUGCCAGUUAUUCUCAUCGUAAUCACAAUUUACACAUUGCGCGAAGCUUCUGGUUUUGCUGGUUGGUGCGUUGCGCUUGCGUCUGUCAUUUGCAUACCAAUUCAUAUUAUUAGACUUAUCUAUCAGACGAAAGGACCAUUACUAAAGCGAAUACGAAGCAACUGCCAGCCCCACAAAGAUUGGGGUCCAACUGACCCUGAAAUUCGCCAACGAUGGAUUGCCGCCACGAAUAUACAAGACAACGGCACUCAAGAAAUGAAGAAUAUAUAA